Molecule: messenger RNA, 3921 nt
Organism: Podospora anserina S mat+
Lineage: Eukaryota; Fungi; Ascomycota; Sordariomycetes; Sordariales; Podosporaceae
Exons: 2
Coding region: 1-3921 (1306 amino acids)
Cellular component (GO): plasma membrane
Molecular function (GO): calcium-activated cation channel activity
Source: RefSeq, a predicted model, not a curated record
AUGGCUACCCCUACCCCGGACGUCACCGACCCGGUGACGGAGACGUUAUCGACGAUAGCGUCGGUGUCCACGUCCCUCUUGGAAACGAUAUUGUCUUCGUCAACAGAGGCGCUGUCGACAACAUCAACGCAGGCUGCCACGACAACGAGCAGCAGCGCAGCCGAGGCGCCUACUGGGCCAACAGACGGGCGGCCAGGAUCAGGACAGCAGGACCGUGGAAUAAGUUUAGUGGCUUUUGUGACUGCAUUGGCCGCUUCGUUGAUUGUUUUCGGAGUGCAGAUGGGCUUCUUUUUGCUAUUACGGAACAAGCUGGUCAGAAUCUUGUGCGCGCUAACUGGGUACCGCGAUGAUAGCAAGCCGAAAACCUACCUGGUUCCCGAACGCGAAAGAACAGAACCACCACCCGCCAGCCAUUUUGCACUCAUUUAUAAGCUCAUGGCGUUCAGGGAUCGCGAGAUCAUCAAGAAAUGUGGACUCGACGCCUACUUCUUCCUACGAUAUCUACAGACUUUACUGAUCAUCUUUAUUCCUAUCGCUCUCGUCGUCAUUCCGAUCUUGGUACCUAUCAACUUUGUGGGCGGACUCGGCAAAUCGGUUGUUGAGGAUUUGAAGGAUGAUGAUGGCAACCCUAUCAACAAGACUAAUCUAGACCUGCCAACCGGAUUAGACACGCUAGCCUGGGGUAACGUUCCCCCGGAAAAGCAACAUCGGAGAUGGGCUCAUCUGAUCCUUGCGCUUCUUGUCAUUAUCUGGGUCUGCGGUGUGUUCUUCUUCGAACUUCGCGUAUACGUCAAGAUCCGACAGGACUACUUGACCAGCGCCGAACACAGAUUACGAGCCUCGGCGAAUACGGUCCUUGUGAGCUCCAUACCGGACAAGUGGCUCAGCGAAGAGGCCCUGAGAGGUCUAUUUGAUGUGUUUCCGGGGGGCAUUAGAAAUGUCUGGUUGACGCGGGAUUUCACACCACUCCUCGCCAAAAUUCACAAACGCGAUGCUAUUCACAAGCAACUCGAGGCAGCCGAGAGCGACCUCAUCCGGGAGGCGAAGCGCAGGCAGUUGAGACAGGCUAAGGAAGGCGGACUGAGGCAGCGCUUCACUUCUGAAGGCAGAGCAAAUAAAGUUCAACGAGCACAACAAGCAAAGGCUCAGAACUUGGAGGCUCAACGGCGCGCUGAAGGCCCCGGAGGCUUGAGCGCCAACACUCCAAGAAUCCCGCACAGUGUGCAAGAAGAGGUGGCGGAGGAAAAGAAGCCGGAGGGCGAUCUCACUGAUGUGCAGGAGGAGGGAUCCGAGGAUACCGAGGCCGAUAAUCAGCGCGGCAAUCCUCUCACCAAAAUUGGACGCGGCUUGGGUAAGGGCCUGGGCAAGGGCGCCGCGGUGGUCAGCGGGGCCGGACUAGGUAUUCUCGGAGGAGCAAAGGCUGUCGGAAAAGGCAUCGACAAUGAGUUGGAAAGGUUUGGAGGGUUCACCGUGAUCAAUCAACCCGAGGGGCGAGCUCCGUCUCCUGGUAACUCGCCCACCUCGGAUGUUUCGUCCCCACGAAGAGCCCAGAUUGCCGUCGACGAGGACGACAAGCCUAGAACGUCGUACGCCUCCGAGAGGCCACUUACCCAGUCCACCAGGCAUCAACACACGACAUCCAACGCCACCAACGAGACCGACUCAAGGCACGACGAUUUUAACCCCAGAAGCUUUGGAAACACAACUCGAAAGGCUACCAACAUGGACGAGAUGAUUGUGAAUAAGAAGACGUAUUGGUUCCAGUUUUGGAAGCCACCAACUGGCAGCUAUGCAUCCCCAAUCCCCCAGGGGUACGAGGGUGGCGAGUACCCGUGGAUCAAGACAGAGAAGAAGUCAUUCUGGGAGAAAUUCAAGAGCUCAUUGCCUUGGGUCGAAGAUGAAUCCGAUCCGGUGGAAUACCCACCGGCUUAUAACUACGACUACAGGACGCACCCAGAAGAUGGUGCUGAGUGGACGAAGUGGCUCAAACCAAAGAACCGCCCACAACACCGUGUCGCGAAUUUCGAUUGGACCCCUGACUGGUUGCCUGGUCUGCCUUUCAUCAACAAGAAAGUCGACACCAUCUACUGGUGCAGAGAACAGCUGGCCCAACUCAACAUGGAGAUUGAGCAAGACCAGCAAAACCCCGAACGCUACCCUGUCAUGAACUCGGCGUUCAUCCAGUUCAAUCAUCAAGUGGCUGCCCAUAUGGCUUGCCAGUCAGUAACUCACCACGUACCGAAACACAUGGCACCCCGUAUGGUUGAGAUAUCGCCCGACGAUGUCAUCUGGGACAACAUGGCCAUAAUGUGGUGGAGCGCAUGGCUUCGAAGGGCGGUUGUGUUUCUUGUCGUGGCAGGCAUGAUUAUCCUCUGGGCUAUCCCCGUUGCCUGGACAGCCUCGCUGUCACAAAUAGACGCGUUGCUCAAGCAAUAUCCGUGGCUUAGCUUCAUUAACAGCAGCGAGACACUCACGAACAUCGUCAAGGCCGUGGCUGGUGUGUUACCCGCCAUUGUGCUGGCCAUCCUGCUGGCGCUUGUCCCUGUCGUCCUCGACCUUCUGGCGGAAUUUCAAGGAGAGAAGACGGGAUCCUUGAAGUCAGAAAUGGUCCAGAUCUAUUAUUUCGCCUUCCUCUUUACCCAAGUCUUCCUCGUUGUCUCUAUUGCAGCAGGUACCUUCCAGGUCCUAGAGGAGCUGGGGAAAAGUCCGCAGGAAACGCCUAACAUUCUAGCCCAGAACAUUCCCAAAGCUGCUAACUACUUUUUCUCCUACAUGAUUCUCCAGGCUUUGUCCACGAGUUCGGGUACCUUGCUGCAGAUCGGAACACUCGCCGUUUGGUAUUUCUGGGCUCGGAUCGUCGACAACACAGCGCGGGCAAAGUGGGUUCGGAACACGCAGCUCCCGCACAUCAACUGGGGCUCCUUCUUCCCCGUGUACACGAACUUCGCCUGCAUCGCCCUCAUCUACUCUAUCGCCGCGCCCAUCAUUUCCAUCUUCGCCAUCAUCACAUUUGGUCUUCUAUGGGUUGCUCACCGGUACAAUAUGUUGUACGUCACGCGCUUCAAGACCGACACCGGCGGUGUGCUUUAUCCACGAGCAAUCAAUCAGACAUUCACCGGACUGUAUGUCAUGGAGCUUUGCCUCGUGGGUUUGUUCUUCUUGGCUCAGGAUGAGAACAACAAGCCAGCCUGCAUUCCUCAGGCUCUGAUCAUGGUUGUCACACUCUUUCUCACCGCGCUGUACCAAUACAUCCUUAAUGCGUCGUUUGGUCCGCUGUUCCGGUACCUGCCCAUCACCUUUGAAGACGAGGCUGUCCUCCGCGACGAAGCUUUCCGACGAGCACAGGAGCGCCGACUCGGCCUCUACGACGAUGAUGAAAAUACCCAUCUCAACGGCGUUAACGGCACCGGCGAUGGCGAGGACAUUGAGCUCGAGAAAAUCGGCCAACACAAACGCUCCCACUCCCGAACGGGGACCGUCAUGUCCAAGAUGACCCACGCGGGACAGUGGGCUGCCAAGGGCGGAAAGCAGAUUAGACGUGCUACUGGCAAGACUAACCAGGCGAUCCGCACCGCGGCCGACUACCGCAAACAGAAGCGGCAAAAGGACCUCGAGGCUCAGCGCGCGAUGGGUGAUGCUUUGUACGGGGGUUAUUGUGAUGCUGUGGAGGACUUGACGGCGGAGGAGAGGGAUGUUUUGGUACGCAAGGCGUUUCAGCAUUCGGCGAUGCGGGCGAGGAGGCCGAUUGUGUGGAUUCCGAGGGAUGAUUUGGGGGUGAGCGAUGACGAGAUUGGGAGGACGAAUGAGUUUAGCCAGUAUAUUUCGAUUACGAACGAGGGGACGGCGCUGGAUAGCGAGGUGAGGGUGGUGUAUGGGAAGAAUCCGCCGGACUUUUCGGAUGUGGAUUUGAUUAACCUAUGA